Penicillium angulare is the source of this 3174-nucleotide messenger RNA. Its product is annotated as MET18/MMS19 family protein. Gene Ontology annotation, biological process: iron-sulfur cluster assembly. The coding region runs from base 1 to 3174 and encodes 1057 amino acids. NCBI's taxonomy places the organism in Eukaryota, Fungi, Ascomycota, Eurotiomycetes, Eurotiales, Aspergillaceae. The record is from RefSeq and is a predicted model, not a curated record. Gene Ontology annotation, cellular component: cytosolic [4Fe-4S] assembly targeting complex. The transcript has 5 exons.
AUGUCGGCCUUGCAGACCUUCAUGCUGGUCGUCGACCACGACAAAGAUGAAGCUAAGCGCAUUGCCGACUCUGUGGCCCAAGAUGUGGAAAGCAAGAAAAGCACCUUGAUUGAAAUCGUUCAGCAACUGGGUGAAUACAUUAACGACGAAGACCCAAUUCUACGCGGCAAGGCGAUUUCCUUCCUCACUGCGGUUAUCAAGGCACUUUCGCCUCGUUUCCUUACACGGCAACAAAUUCAAGUUUUGACGACCUUCUUUUCCGAUCGAAUCGAGGAUGGGGGCGCGGUCGCGGGGCUGAUGAACCUGCAAGCAUUGGACCGGUUUACCAAGGAUUUGGCGGUGGAGAUUGCACAGGCCUUGUUCGCCAAUUUUCAAGACCUUCAAUCUCGCUCUCAAUCUCAACGAUUCCAGGUUUACCAGUUAUUGAACGAGCUGAUGUCCAAUCAUCGAGCAGCUUUACGUGACAUGGGCGAUGAUUCCCUUAUGGGCACUGUUGAUCUUAUGACUGGAGAAAAGGACCCGCGGAAUUUGAUGGUAGUCUUUUCCAUUCUGAAGGUUGUCAUGAUUGAAUGGGAGGUCACAGAACAUGCCGAGCUUCUUUUCGACUCUGUAUACAACUAUUUCCCUAUCACGUUCCGCCCUCCUCCAAACGAUCCAUAUGGCAUUACCGCACAAGACUUGAAGGGACGUCUACAAGAUUGCAUUUCGGCGUCGAGACAUUUUGCUCCCCAUGCCAUCCCUUCGCUGUUGGAUAAGCUUGAUUCAACAUCCCCGAACGUCAAGAAAGACGCACUUAAUUGCUUGAUUGCUUGCAUACACUCAUACGACCCUGACACCGUUUCCAAAUACUCCAUUACCAUCUGGGAGGUGUUAAAGUUUGAGAUUCUCAAUGCGCAAGAAGAGUUCUUAUCCGAGUCGUCUUUGGAAGCUCUAUCAGCCAUUGCCCAGAGACUCUCGGAAGGUGUGACUCAGAUUUCGCAAGAUAUACCACUCGCGCAGUACCUUCGUCCUAUUACAAAGGAGUGUAACGAGCAGCUACAAGAGCCUCAACACAAACAAGCCAAGCCUGCCCAGCAAAUUCUCAAAUCGCUGUCUUCCGCUUCUGCUGCGACAUUUAGCCUCAUUGUUCAAACUGUUGUCGCGCCUAUAUUCACUAUCUAUCAAGAGGCGGACGGAAUCGCUAAGCAACGAGCUCUCCUUGAGACGCUCGCUGUCUUGUUCCAAUCUGCUGUCCAUGUAUUUGGUCAAUGGACUACUCGUGGGAGUGAAGUUUCACAAGAGAAUCCGUUACUCGAAUUCAAGGACCAGUUCUCGGACAUUUUAGGACAAGCGCUCAUGGGGUCUGCAAAGGAAGAGAUCUCUUUCCGUAUUACCGCGUUGAGGGGAUUUCUCGGACUUUCAACCCUCCGUGACUUCUUUCAAGACAACGAGGUUGGACUGUUUGUGCAGUACCUUGAUGAAAUCCUUCUUAAAGAAGAGUCUGUUGGCCGGAAUGAUUUGAAGAAAGAAGCAAUUGCAGCUUUAGCUGAAAUUUCCAAGCACAAGCCUCGACUGAUCAUGGACAUUACCUUCCCUGCAUUUGUGGCGACACUACCGGAUGAAGAUGAUGGUACCAACUCUUCCUACUUGUCGACUUUGGAUACUUUAGCUCAGAUCAGCGUUGAGAGAGACAUUUUCGAGACCCUGUUCCGUCGUCUUUUCAGUAAGCUAUCUGUUUUGCUCCAAAAAGAGCAAGCUGGAUCUGCAGCCUAUCCCCGGGCGAUUCUUAUGACUCUUCUUUAUGUCAUGCAGCAGAGACAGAUGGAUGCUGAUCCCAACAUCGACUUAUACUUUGAUAAGGUUGUCGUGGGUCUUUGCAGAAGUGUUGCCGAGUCAGCUUCAGGGCAGGGCAAGAACCAGCUAUUUAACGAUCCCACUAUCCUUGACACUCUUGGUCGUCUUUGCAACCUUCUGGUACGAGCAGCGUCGGCUCAAAAACAGGAGCAAGUUGCCCAGAAUGUCUAUAGUCUCUUCUCAACUGGAGGAUUUGACCCAGUUCCCUUCUCCCAAGGUACUACUGUGGACCAAGAACGCACAUUUGUCAUCUCGACGUACCUGCUUGCUGGUAUCUCAAAAGACUGCAGUAACCUCAUUCCUCACGCAGUAUCAGACAUGUCAGGUUUGCUAUCGGAUCUUGUCAAGCGCUCUGUUUCAGAUAGCGCGGAACCAGCAACUCAUCUCGCAUUACUGCGCCACCUAGCAUUGCUUGUCAACAAAUUCCUCUCUAAACAAGAUUUGAUCAUUGCGGAGACUCUUUUUGAUUCGCUUGUUACUCCAGAGGGCCAAUCUUUCAGUCCUGCUAUGAUCCGAACUAUCCUCUGGCUUUCGAAGGCCUUAGUCCUUCGUCUCGCUCCGUCAACGACGCAUAUCCUAACCGCCUUACUGGGUCUUCUGUCAUCCGCAGAUCGACAAACCAGUGAAUCUACUGCUCGCGGAUUCGCCAUUCUACUUGGAGACGACGAUGUUCUAUCCGCAACAAAUGGAGCCACAGUCCGUCUGCUCUCCAAGCAACGCGUUUUCAGCACCGUGAUCCCUCUCAUUUCUUCACGAAUCCGCGAAGUCAACAUAGGUUGCAACAAUGACUCACCUCAAUCAUACGACCACAUUAAACCAGCUCACCUAACCGCUCUCGCUGGUAUCCUCUCCACAAUAUCCACAGCACUCGUCAUGCCCGAACUUCCCACUCUUCUUCCUCUUCUCCUUCAAUCCUUGGAUCUCCAAACAUCCGACUCUGUUGCCGUUCGAGCCGCAACCCUUGACACCCUCGGCGUAAUCAUUCGUGAUAGCGGCGUAGUUGUCAUUGAUAAAUGUGGCCACGUUCAUAGCCUCGUCCAGAGACUACUCAAAACAACAGAAUCUAAGCCCGCUUCCUCGGGAAUAGUUAACACUCCUCGCCUCCGCGUCGACUCUCUCAGAUGCUUGUAUCUCCUCGCUACAAAGCAAGCUCCUACCGAGUCGGCCUCUAAUGCUCGCAUUCCGCCGGCUAUCUCACCGCUCCUUCCUGAAAAGGCGCAAGUUUUGCGCUCGUUGCGCGGUGUGCUGGAUGAUCCUAAGCGUGAUGUUCGCAAGGCUGCUGUUGAUGCGAGAAGUGCCUGGCUCCGGGGUGUGGAUGAUGCGCCGGAAGAUGAAGAUUAA